CUCCAAAACCACCAGUACCAACACCACCUAUUGUUUAUCCACCAGUCGCUCCAAAACCACCAACACCACCUGUAGUGUCACCUCCAGUCACUCCAACACCACCUAUUGUCUCUCCACCUGUUGUGCCAAAUCCUCCGGUGGUAACACCGCCAUCCUAUGUGCCAAGUCCUCCGAUUGUCACUCCACCAACAGUUCCCACACCCCCUACACCAUGCCCACCACCACCACCAACAAUAGUACCAUCACCACCUGCUCAACCAACUUGUCCCAUUAAUGCUCUCAAAUUAGGUGCUUGUGUGGAUGUUUUAGGAGGUCUGAUCCACAUUGGGAUCGGUGGCAGUGCAAAGCAGACGUGUUGUCCACUUCUUCACGGACUUGUGGACUUGGAUGCAGCCAUUUGUCUUUGCACAACUAUUAGGCUCAAGCUCUUAAACAUAAACAUCAUUCUUCCCAUUGCCCUUCAAGUUCUUGUUGAUGACUGUGGCAAGCACCCACCCAAAGACUUCCAGUGUCCUUCAUCCUAAAUCAAGGACACUGAGCUGGACAUUUGAUUAAUUCUACCGCAUUGUCAUAGUUGAAGGGACAUUCUGCGAAUACAAGUGUGUGAAAGUGCAAUUUUCAUUUUAUCAUGGCAAUAAAUUGAGAAAAAAAGGAGAGAUAAUUAUGCUUUAAGUUGACGUUUUUAUCUAGCUGUCUGUUAAUGUACUGAAUGUUGUAUUCUCAAUAUUGUUUUAGGGAAAUACUUUUAAUUAGUGGUGCUUAUAUAGUUGGAGUGUUACUCGUUUGAAUGA
Capsicum annuum is the source of this 791-nucleotide messenger RNA. RefSeq names its product 36.4 kDa proline-rich protein. NCBI's taxonomy places the organism in Eukaryota, Viridiplantae, Streptophyta, Magnoliopsida, Solanales, Solanaceae. The record is from RefSeq and is marked validated.